GCCGGGCGCGGAGGAGGAGAGGAGACCGGCCGCCGGCGCCGCAGCCCAGCCGCCCGGGAGCGCUCUCAGCCCUCGCGGGGCGCCGGCUCCAUGGCGACCGGGCUCGGGGAGCCGAUCUACGGACUUUCGGAAGACGAGGGCGAGUCACGUAUUCUCCGAGUGAAGGUCGUUUCUGGAAUUGAUCUCGCCAAAAAGGACAUCUUUGGGGCCAGUGAUCCGUAUGUGAAACUUUCAUUGUACGUAGCUGAUGAGAACCGAGAACUGGCAUUGGUACAGACAAAAACCAUUAAAAAGACGCUGAACCCAAAGUGGAAUGAAGAAUUUUAUUUUAGAGUAAACCCAUCUAACCACAGACUCCUGUUUGAAGUAUUUGAUGAAAACAGACUGACACGAGACGACUUCCUGGGACAGGUGGACAUACCCCUUAAUCAUCUCCCGACCGAAGAUCCGACCAUGGAGCGACCCUAUACAUUCAAGGAUUUUCUCCUUAGACCAAGAAGUCAUAAAUCUCGAGUUAAGGGAUUUUUGCGGUUGAAAAUGGCCUAUAUGCCAAAAAAUGGAGGUCAAGAUGAAGAAAACAGUGAGCAGAGGGAUGACAUGGAGCACGGCUGGGAGGUCGUGGACUCCAGUGACUCGGCCUCUCAGCACCAGGAGGAGCUCCCCCCGCCUCCCCUGCCGCCCGGCUGGGAAGAGAAGGUGGACAACCUAGGUCGUACCUAUUACGUCAACCACAACAACCGGACCACUCAGUGGCACCGCCCGAGCUUAAUGGAUGUCGCCUCCGAGUCGGACAGCAACAUCCGGCAGAUCAACCAGGAGGCCGCGCACCGACGCUUCCGCUCACGCCGACACAUCAGCGAGGACCUGGAGCCCGAGCCUGGCGAGGGCGGCGACGGCCCGGAGCCUUGGGAGACCAUUUCCGAAGAGGUGAGCAUCACUGGGGACUCCCUCAGUCUGGCACUGCCCCCACCACCAUCUUCUCCAGGGUCUCGGACCAGCCCUCAGGAGCUGUCCGAGGAGCUGAGCAGAAGGCUUCAGAUCACUCCAGACUCCAAUGGGGAGCAGUUUGGUUCUUUGAUUCAGAGAGAACCGUCCUCGAGGCUGCGGUCCUGCAGUGUGACCGACACUGUCGCCGAGACGGCUCACCUACCACCGCCAAGUGCCCCAGCUAGGAGAGCGCGGUCAUCAACUGUCACAGGUGGUGAGGAGCCAACGCCAUCAGUGGCCUAUGCACAUACCACGCCGGGCCUACCUUCAGGCUGGGAAGAGAGAAAAGAUGCUAAGGGACGCACAUACUAUGUCAAUCAUAACAAUCGAACCACAACUUGGACUCGACCUAUCAUGCAGCUCGCAGAAGACGGUGCGUCCGGAUCCACCACAAACAGUAACAACCACCUAAUCGAGCCUCAGAUCCGCCGGCCCCGUAGCCUCAGCUCGCCGACUGUAACCUUGUCUGCCCCACUGGAGGGUGCCAAGGACUCACCCGUACGUCGGGCUGUGAAAGAUACCCUUUCCAAUCCACAGUCCCCACAGCCAUCACCUUACAACUCCCCCAAACCACAACACAAAGUCACACAGAGCUUCCUGCCACCCGGCUGGGAAAUGAGAAUAGCGCCCAACGGCCGGCCCUUCUUCAUUGACCACAACACAAAGACCACGACGUGGGAAGAUCCACGCCUGAAAUUUCCAGUACAUAUGCGGUCAAAGGCCACUUUAAACCCCAAUGACCUUGGCCCUCUUCCUCCUGGUUGGGAAGAAAGAAUUCACUUGGAUGGCCGGACGUUUUAUAUUGACCAUAAUAGCAAAAUUACUCAGUGGGAAGACCCACGACUGCAGAAUCCAGCCAUUACUGGUCCGAAGGCUGUUCCUUACUCCAGAGAAUUUAAGCAGAAAUAUGACUACUUUAGGAAGAAAUUAAAGAAACCUGCCGAUAUUCCAAAUAGGUUUGAAAUGAAACUUCACAGAAAUAACAUCUUUGAAGAGUCCUAUCGGAGAAUCAUGUCCGUGAAAAGACCAGAUGUCCUGAAAGCUAGACUGUGGAUCGAAUUUGAAUCGGAGAAAGGUCUUGACUAUGGGGGUGUGGCCAGAGAGUGGUUCUUCCUGCUGUCCAAAGAGAUGUUCAACCCCUACUAUGGGCUUUUUGAGUACUCUGCGACGGACAACUACACACUUCAGAUCAACCCCAAUUCAGGCCUCUGCAAUGAAGACCAUUUGUCUUACUUCACUUUUAUUGGAAGAGUUGCUGGUCUGGCAGUGUUUCAUGGGAAACUCUUAGACGGUUUCUUCAUUAGACCAUUUUACAAAAUGAUGCUGGGAAAGCAGAUAACUCUGAAUGACAUGGAAUCUGUGGAUAGUGAAUAUUACAACUCUUUGAAAUGGAUCUUGGAAAAUGAUCCUACCGAACUGGACCUCAUGUUCUGUAUCGAUGAAGAAAACUUUGGACAGACUUACCAAGUGGAUCUGAAGCCCAAUGGGUCCGAAAUAAUGGUAACAAAUGAAAACAAAAGGGAAUAUAUUGACUUAGUCAUCCAGUGGAGGUUUGUUAACAGGGUCCAGAAGCAAAUGAACGCCUUCUUGGAGGGAUUUACAGAACUGCUUCCUAUUGAUUUGAUUAAAAUUUUUGACGAAAACGAGCUGGAGUUGCUGAUGUGCGGCCUUGGCGAUGUGGAUGUGAACGACUGGAGACAGCAUUCUAUCUAUAAGAACGGCUACUGCCCAAACCACCCUGUCAUUCAGUGGUUCUGGAAGGCCGUGCUGCUCAUGGACGCGGAGAAGCGGAUCCGCCUGCUGCAGUUUGUCACCGGCACGUCCCGAGUCCCCAUGAACGGGUUCGCCGAGCUUUACGGUUCCAAUGGUCCUCAGCUGUUUACAAUAGAGCAAUGGGGGAGUCCGGAAAAACUGCCCAGAGCUCACACGUGCUUUAAUCGCCUCGACUUACCUCCGUAUGAAACCUUUGAAGAUUUACGAGAGAAGCUUCUCAUGGCCGUGGAAAACGCUCAAGGAUUUGAGGGGGUGGAUUAAGCGCCCCCCCGCUUCGGGGUGGCUGUUCAUCGAGCGAGUCCUUCUUGCACUUGUGCGUUUGCCCAACACCUGACUUUGCAGAGGCCGAGGCGGAGGAGCGGCCGCACCCGGCGCCUGGCCCCCCGCGCGGGGCCUCCGCCCGGGACCCCGUGGGCUCCGGCGUGGGAGCCCGGUCCCAGGUCGCGUUCCUGCGUUUUCCACCACGAAUUUUCAACUGGUUGAUGUGUACACUAAUAACAUUUCAGGAGGACUCAUUCUAUUUAUGUUGUGCCUCUGUAGGCAAAGCCCUUAAUAAAUAUUUUACAUACUUUAUAAUGACAAUGAAUGGGAUUAAUCACUCUACAGGUAUAGUAUUACAACUCAUGUUUACUUUUUAAAAUGAUUUAGACCGAUUUUCAGACUUUAUUUCAUUACAAUUAAAGAUGUCUCGUGUACUUGGAAAAGUGAGCAUAUUUUUUUGUAUUUGAAUUUCAUACCAGGUUUAAUGUCCGUGACAUUUUUAUUUUUGAAGUCCUUGGACACCCCCUCCCCACUCCCAACUUCAUUAGAAUUGAAAGACUGAUUUUUGUGUCCAAAUACCUACAGACAAGUACUUUGAGAGAACUGAAACUAAACCAUUAGACAUCAUGAUAAUUUUCUCCAUACUCCGAGAGAGUGAAAACAAACUGGAUAUUACAUUUUCGUGUGUGUGCAAAUUUAGCAUAAUAGCUCCGGGCUGGCAGAAUCGUAACCGCGUGUGACAAAUCUGGUGUUGACUUCAGGGAAUCACACCGUUAUUCCUUGCAAGUAAUCCAUGCGCUAGGACACAUCUGGGCAGGGUCGGACUCUCCUUUCUCAGAAGAGAUGUGACUUCACCUUCCGUGACGUUGUACAGCCGUUCCUUUAUUACCUUUUCCUCCUUGCUGUGUGUCGUGGAGACACUCGGACAGCCUCGGCACCUGCUUGAGUUGAAACUGUGGAAACCAGAUCUGUGUCGUGUCCCGUGUGUACGGACUCGCUAACGGUAGCUAUGUAACUAAUUUUUGUUGUCGAUGCCCCAGUUCUAAAAGGCACUUUACGUUCUCCGGAGGUCAGACCUGGUUGUGUCAAUGUUUUGGGGUUGUUGUUGUUUUUUUAAUUAAUCAGACUUUAAAUGUGAUGAUUCGUUGCUCUCCCUGCACACAUCUUUCUGGUGCAGCGUCUCUCGGUUGUGAAUCUGGCUGCUGGUGUAUAAAACCUGGAUGUGAAACUGAGCCUGCACACGUGUCCUCAACCGAUCAUUUUGUGAUUUCUACUCAGCCACCAAGGUUAAUUUACCGCACACUUCGUCUGGCCGGGUUUUGUUACCCAGGAUGCAAUGCAUGCUCCGAUGCCGUGUACCGCCUGAGUGUUGUCUGUUCCGUGCCGGGUUAGAAGUGAGCAGAAGCUCUUUGAGUUGAGCUCCCCCACCCCCGCAGUCGCGCUGAGAAGCUGGUGGUCCCACGCUGUGGGGAUCCUCUGGCGCUUGUGAGCGUUGGUUGCGGAUCCCGAGGUGUUUUGAGAGGAAGCCUGUGGCAGUUUCAGCAGCCCUGCUGUCUUUGAACCCAUGUCGUCCUAAACCCUGUUGUGAGCAGGGACUCUGGAGAUGUGAUCUCUUGCCCCACUCAUACAUAAGACAGAAAAUUGUGGUUUUAGGACUUCCCCAUUUGUUACAUAAGAAGGACCUUUUGGUGUAAGAAAUUCCUUGUUCCUCAGUCCAGGUGGCUCAUGGGAAACCAGGAGUGUCUGUGGUGUAAGUGAGCUGUCUGAAGAGGUUUGGAGGCCGGGGGGGUCUUGACAGAGAGAGGAUUUCUGCAGGGCUGAGGACUGGCUCCCUUUCCCUCUUGAUUUAAAACUAUCCAACAGUGAUCAGAGAACUCAGAUGUUGAGUAAUUAGAAAAAGCAACAUUGCUUAUUAUUUUUAUCUAUGGGAUUUUCUUUUCCUCUUCAGUCAACAUAACCAGUGUUUCCUGGCAAAAAAAAAAAAAAAACUCUUUGUGUCCCCCCUCACAGCCCAGAGGGCUUUCUUUCUACAACUCCCGCCAAAGCCAAUGCUUGGAUAGAUUCUGAGAUCGACCAUGUCAUUAUAAGGGAGAAAACCUCUGUCUCGGGGAAGACCUAGGAUGCUGUCAUUUUGUGAACUGUAUACUCAAAUCAGAAUAUUCAGUAAAUACAAAUUAGGCAAAGCCUUAAAAAUGUGCAAGAAAACCCCAUCCCAAGGUCCUCCCUGUGCCAGGAGCAGGUGAGAAUGAACCCCUCCAACUACUUGAAAGGCCGUAAUUGUGAAUGACGUUCAGUUCCUCCCCCGCUAAUUGUUGGAUGUCCGUGACCGCUGACUAGUGCUGGCUUUGGGGUUUGUUUUUGUUUGGUUUCACUUUUAAUCCACACAUAAGGUUUCUUCUUCUCAGCAACUCUUGAUGUUUCACUCGGUCUAAAACAGUCUUAGAUCUGGUUUUCUCAUCCUGAUGACCUCCAGGGCACAGUCGCAGGUGGUGGUUAAAAAACGCACCUCGGAACCCUCAGCCCUGGCGGGGAGAAUGGGCCACCUCUUCUCGUCACCCUUAGCCCUGGCGCCUCUCCCAAGUUCACGGUCUCCAUAGCUGGAUUUUUGUUUUUCUUUUUAAGUUCCCUGAAGAAGGUACCCACCCUUAUCAUGGGUCAUUUUGCCACAAGGUUAAGAAGCUAGUUCCGGCACAACUGCAUGAUGGUUCUCAGGGUUUCGAUCCCGGGCCCUCGUCGGCCUGAAGGCGAGUUGGGAAAGUCUGGAUUUGCUUCUGAUCGCGCGAUAGUGCGCAGCCUUUCCACCAGCUGCCUCUGGAACUGGAGAUGCGGCAGUUGUCUGGUUUCAGGUUGUACUCCACCUUGACAGGUUUUCUGUUACUUUUCUAUAGCCAGCCCUGAACCAGAUCACCAGAAUGUAAGAUGCUUCUUUAAUUUCUGUUUACAAAGCCCUUUGGUCGAAUAUGAGCUAUUUCUGAUGGUCAGAUGACAAAUGCUAUAAAGCGCCUGACGCGGAUUAUGCCUCCCGCAUAAGGAUGCAGUGACACAUCCUGAGAUGAUUUGCAAAAUAUUUGAACCACUCUCUACAUCUCACAUUGUUAAAUAAACAUGUACCAUUGCUUUUUGAACUUGCCAGAUCCAGAUUGGCUCUCUUGAAAGCGAAGUUCAUGUGCCGCCAAUUACUAAUUGCUCCAGCAGUUACUAAUUGUUUAACCCUGGACUCUAGCAUUUUCCUAAGUCUUGUGUCUCACCUCCGAACUUUCAAAAUCUGUAGAGAGCAUGGGUUCAUCAAUUCUCGAGCCCCUCCCCCCGGUGCUAGGCACCCUGUUUCUUUUCUCCUGACUCCACACCCACGUCCUGACCAGGAGAGGGCACCGCUGUCCGGUGUCAUUUCCUGCCUCGCCAGUAGGGGGUGCUGCUGUGCCGAGUAACUGCCUGGCCUGCUCCCUUCCUGGCCCCCAGGAGAUGAAGCACUGCCUUGGUCUCAUUCAGGCUCUGGGGUGUGUCCUGAUACAUCCUGUCAAAACUGCCAAUUUCAGAUUUGAGAUGCGUUUUUAAAACUCCUAAUAAACCCCACUUGGUACCUUAGAUUUUACUACUGGGAAGAAAAUGUGAUAUACUUCGGACCACUUUAAUUUAAGCCUUAACAAACAGUGUAGGUACACUUGCGUACACACACCCCCUCCCACAGCGUGAUUUCAGCGUGUCAGAAGCAACGCCGUAGCAUUAGGACAUGAACUUGUGGAAUGUUUUCUUUCGGAAGAGGAUAGCUCUCUGUAAGAAAAUUUCCAAGGAAACUUCUCAUUUGACAUCGAUCCUUUGUGAAAGGUGUUAAGUGCAAAGCAACGCAUGUUUAAGAUGCAUGUCUUGUUCGUUGGUUUUAUGUUUCUAAGUAUCGAUGGGAAUCUAACAUCGGCUACAGACCUGUAUGUACUGCAUCUCAGCUGUGUUGGAGAUUGGAAGCCUUGCUGAUGGCCGCACCCUGUGUCUACAGCUCUCUGGGUUCCUGUGUGAGCAGGUGGCCCUCUUACUCGGGCUGAUUUCACCUAGACUGUCACGGUUUCCUUCGUGUUAACUUUGCGUGACUGUUUUUCCUUUACUACUACUUAUGUGAUAUGUAUAUACGUAUGUAUGCUGUCCAAAUAUGUAUGUAUAUAUUUGUAUAGCAUUUUUACACCUCUCUUGAGUAAUCUGGUUUCGAAAGGGAGUGAGAGCUGAGUCCUUCGACAGCUUCCUCCAAGCUGUGCCCUGAGAUUUCUGACCCUCGGAGCCUGAGAGAACCCCAGGAAAACGAUGCUAACAGGCUGUCAUUCCUUAAUUCAGGAUUUAUUACCAAAUGAGACAUGAGAAAAGUGACUUUUAAGGUGAAGCGUUUCAAGCAUUCCAAAUGAAUUCUCCAUGUUUCGUAACUUUUUAUUAUAAACCCACCUCCUAAGACAAAGCCAAGUACUAUUUGAUACAGUGAUUUAAAAAACCAAACUACUUCGAAAUUUUUUAAAGACAACUUCUGCAUAGCGCUCCUUUUCACAAUCAGAAUAGCUUUAAAAUGUGGUUGAAUUUGAUACACACUGGAAAAGUUUUGUUUAAGAACAAAUCCUUUUUGCUUUUCAUUUUUAAGAGAUCUGAAGAGAAAUUGUAGAUUGUUUUCCUCACAGCAAACGAGUAAUGUGACAAAAUGAAGUCGUUGUAAAGAAGUGAUACAACUUGUCAAAUAUUUAAUAAAGAAUUAUGGAAGGUGGAACGUUUUUCUACA
Molecule: messenger RNA, 7771 nt
Organism: Suricata suricatta (meerkat)
Lineage: Eukaryota; Metazoa; Chordata; Mammalia; Carnivora; Herpestidae
Gene: NEDD4L
Product: NEDD4 like E3 ubiquitin protein ligase
Exons: 32
Coding region: 91-3021 (976 amino acids)
Biological process (GO): ubiquitin-dependent protein catabolic process; regulation of dendrite morphogenesis
Molecular function (GO): sodium channel inhibitor activity; protein binding; ubiquitin protein ligase activity
Source: RefSeq, a predicted model, not a curated record